AUGGAUGAUUGUAGCGAAAUUGUCGACCUCAAUGUCGUGAAUGACAAAGCUGAUGCCGCCAGCACCUCGUCAAUUAGUGGUUCAAAAAAUAAAGUCGAAAAUAUUCCUAUUGCUUUUGAAGCGUUUACAUGCUUAGAUACUGCUUUCCGAUGGUUUAAAGCUCAAGAUGAAAGCUACCAGUAUCAGAUAACUGUCCUGAAAAAAGUGCGUGACUUAGCUGCGCGUCAGAGGGUAGGUUUGCUUCAAGAGACCAAAGUUAGGGACUUCUUUAAACGUUAA
Messenger RNA from Parnassius apollo (apollo), 279 nucleotides. The record is from the annotation of a GenBank genome assembly. NCBI's taxonomy places the organism in Eukaryota, Metazoa, Arthropoda, Insecta, Lepidoptera, Papilionidae.